UCAACAAAAGCUAACAUCACAUCAGAUAUAUUAAAAGAAGUAAUGAAACUAAAGAAAGGAAAAGUGCUUUAAUUAAUGAUUGGAGAGGAGUUCAUCGACUAGCUUCCGCCAAUGCUCCAAGAUCUGUUUAGGGGUACCAUUUUUGUCUUCGAAAAUGGCUCUAUUGCGUGUCUUUCAGAUGCACUAACUCAAGACUGUCCAUUCCACCAUCAAAUGCCUACUUUGAUUCUGAUGUUUACAGACUGUCAUAGCUUGCUUUCAUCUAUGCCAAAAGGAGUCUGAAUCAUUGCUUGACUGGGAACCAGAAUCGAUAUAUUGGUGAAAUAGAGUAGAUUUGACGAUGGAGAUUAUUAAGGACUGGGAUCUUUUUGUGGAGGCUUCUCCAAAAAAAGAUUUUGACUUUUGGGAGAAGAGGAAGCUUCCAGAGUUGACUCCAGGUCUCUUUGUGUUGCAUUAGAUUCGGGCAAAAUACAAUUGAGUGAUGGAAGAGCAGGUUCUAUUUGGAAGGAGCAAAUCACUGACUCUGUCCAUAGAAUGAUUGGGCAUGCUUACAACAGAGCUUGGAAGAGGUACAAAAUGGUGAUUAGGAGCGAGCCAAGGAUCUCUUAAGGUGUGGAACUGUGGAUGCUAACAGCUGACCCAAUUUCCAGCACAAGCCUUUGGCCAGCACUCUGCGGCCUUCCAGUAAACUCCUCCAAUCCCACCAAGCAUAACAGGGCAAAUGAAAAUGAAGGACUUUUCAUCAUGCUGUGCAAGCACAACAUUCGCUAAAGAGAUGGCUAUGGCCUCGCCAUUCUCUUCAUUAGAACAUGCAAUUUCUGUUGCUAGAGAGAUAUGGUUUCGCAAAAUGAAUGUGUGGUGUUGGUUGGAGGCUAUUUCAGGACGCUCUUGUUUCAAUGAAUACUUGGAAAUGGCUAACGAAUCUAUCAUGCAGGAACUUUAUGAAUGGGGAUCAAUGUACGAGAAGAAAUUUGGAUAUGUUUUUGUGACAUGUGCAUCUGGAAAGAGCUCUGAAGACAUACUUACUGAACUGAAGAUGCGCUUUACAAACAAGCAUGCAGUUGAGUUGGAUAUUGCAUCACAGGAGGAAAUGAAAUUUAUAGAAUUGCAAAUUACACAGCUUUUUUCCAAAGAAUCUUCCCAAACGGUCAACAACGGAGAUGUUCUAGCUGAAUAUUCUGGCGAAAUAGUUAACGACACUCUAGAUGGGGCAGAGAUUGAUUCAGCAGACAAUUUAGACGACAUCUCAUCCACUGGCAUUAACAUGUCCAUGCAGUUUGACCUGAAUAAGCUGUCGGAAGAAGACAACAAAACUUCAGAUGACCAACAAGUAGAAGAUGGCGUACAUGUUGCAAAACAGCGCUUCAAUCUGAACAAAAAACCAUGGUUUAGAGAUGACCUAUCAGAUCCUGUGUCACGUGAAGCCAGUAGAUUCCUGACAGAAUUUUUCUGGCCGGGUCAAUAUGAUGUUGACGAGAAAAAUUGACUUUUUAUUUAAACAAACUACAUUGUGUCCUUUAAUUUAAUGGUCGGAUUGCAGUAUUACCUAUUUCACUACUUUUACAAUUAAUUGAUUUAUGAUUGGUAAGGUCUAAGUUCGAAGAAGCCUAUUAUAAACACAUGCUAAAUUGAAAUUAGCAUUAAUUUAUACAUAUUUUAUGUAUUUCUUUUAUA
Molecule: messenger RNA, 1674 nt
Organism: Arachis ipaensis
Lineage: Eukaryota; Viridiplantae; Streptophyta; Magnoliopsida; Fabales; Fabaceae
Product: uric acid degradation bifunctional protein TTL-like
Biological process (GO): urate catabolic process
Cellular component (GO): peroxisome
Molecular function (GO): 2-oxo-4-hydroxy-4-carboxy-5-ureidoimidazoline decarboxylase activity
Source: RefSeq, a predicted model, not a curated record